Molecule: messenger RNA, 5622 nt
Organism: Prorocentrum cordatum
Lineage: Eukaryota; Dinophyceae; Prorocentrales; Prorocentraceae
Source: the annotation of a GenBank genome assembly
AUGCCGCCGAACGAGGCGCAGCGCGUCGUGCCUUCGCCCCCGCCGCCGCCUGCGCCGGCCCCAGCCGCGAUAGCCGGGGACGCGGCAGCGGGGCUUAUCGCUGAAACUGGACCGCCGCAGCUUGGGAGCAGCAGCGCGGAGUCUCAGGGACAUGGUGCAGGUGUCACCGUGGGGCUGGUGAUCCACAGGCUGAAGCGGAUCGGCAAGCAGCUCGGGAGGCCACGAGUGGAGGAAGAGCUGAUGUUGGGGAGGAUGGUUCUCAGCGACGUCGGACGCUUCCGCUGCUGCCCGGGCGCUGCGCGCUGGCAUCUCAGAAGCCCCGCCGCCAGCGGGGCCACCUCCGGUGGCGGGCGGCAUUCCCUGAACGGGGUGAUCACGUGCCCGCUGUGCCACGAGCGAUCCUCCGAGGCUUGCCCAGGGCUCAUGCGCCCUUUGACCACGACGCACGCGGGCGAGGCGCUCGACGACGGGGCGGUGGCUGUGCUCCGUGCUCUUGACAGAGCGGUGUGCUCGGAUCCUGCAUGCGGAGGCAUACGGCGAAUCGGCAUGACGACGUGCAACAGAUGCAGGCAUUCGACUCCGUUGCGACCGCUGCAGGUUGGCGAUAUCGUUCCAGGCCCUCGAGGCCCGGUCACGCAGUACUGCUGCUUGACCCCCCAGCCGGUGCGCACGUGCCCACAGAGCUGGCCGCCCGUGCCACCCUCUGGGAACGCGGAUGUUACGAGGAACUGCUCUGCCGCGCUGAGGCCCAGGCCAUCCUUCGACGACGGCCUGCGAGCCGGUGUGGACCUGGGGCCGAGGCCCGCGGCCGAGGGGGCAUACCGAAGAGCUGUCCUCACGCUCACUGGGGAGACCGCCAAACUUACGCCAGAGGACGAGGUCAGAUGGGCGGCCGAGCUUGCGCCGCAAGCCCCCCGGCCAGCAGACGCUCGCUGGGUGCCCCAGCCGGCGAUUGCACCCGCCGGCGGCGCUGCAGCGCAGCCAGGGCCAGGGGGCCCCGUGUCGUCCAGCGAUCCGAACGACGCUGCAUCCCAGGACCCGCUGCGGGAUGACCACCCUUUGAAAGGCGCCAGGUUUGCUUGUCUCACGGCGCUGGGGCCGACCGGGACCAGGGCAGAGCAUGCCAAGGAAUGCAUGGGCACAACGCAACGCCCGCUUGCCAACAGGCUGGCCCGCGCCAUGCUGAGAUUCCAAGAGGCCGCGCGUGACGGCAAGCUUGGGACAGAGGCGCGGUGGCUUAUGCGCAAUCGCUCGGUCUUCCUGAAGAAGAAAGGAUCCGCCAAGCCCAAGCCGGUUCGAGUUGGCGAGUUCCUGCGCGCGACAAUGGCCAAGAAGGUGCAGAAGAAGGGAGACGUCUUCGGGCCCGCCGCCUCUGCUCUCACGCUCGGCGACGCCGUGGGCGCGGCCCGCGACGAGCUACAGGGGCAGGCGGGUGGUCGCAUCGGCGCCAGCGCCGUGGACAAAUCGUUCAUCGACGACGGGCAGGCUCUUGUCCGCGUCGAGGUCGCGGAAAGGUGGCUGCGGCGCCUCGAUCAAGCGACCGCUAGCAUCGGAUGCAGCAGGGACACUGGGCCCAACUGCAAAAGCGUCGCGCGACUCCUGUGUCACCCAGACCGCCAGGACCAGCUGCGUGGUUGGGAGCACGGCUACAUCGCCCAAACGUGCAAGGUCCCCGACAACCAGAAAGGCGUCAAAGUCCUGGGGGCCAUGGUCGGAAGCAGCGAAGAGGUCAACCAUCAUUUCCGGAGCACGUGCAAUAAGGUCGUCGCCCAGAGGGUCGCGAUCGGGGGCCUGGAGCAGUCCCAGUGCGAGCUCGUGCUCCACCGCCGCUGCCUCGACGUCUCCAAGGUCGGCUACAUUCUCCGGUGCAACGGGGACUUGGUUAACGACGAGUCCUUGGCUGCAUUCGACGCUUCACUUCGGCGCGGUACGAAGGACGCCCUCCACGGCAAGCUCUUGGAUGAGGGAUGGAUUCAGGCCACUCUCUCUGUGGGCGCUGGUGGACUCGGGUUCCGGGAGGCGCCCGAGAGCGCGCUGCCCGCGUUCAUUGCCAGCCGGGUCGCCUCGCGGCCGCUCGUCGCAGCCAUGCGUGUUCACGUGGAGGAGGAGGUGUUGGGGUCUGCCGCCAGGUGCAUGCGGGAGUACGACAGGCGCGCGCACGCGGCGGCGCAGAGGUGGCGGGGCGCCCUCCCUGCCGGCGUCCACGACGCCGUGCGCGCCCACCUCGAAGAGGCAGCCGCGCUGGCAGAGCGCCGCUGGCGGCCCGGCGCGGCGGCCGUGGCCGAGGCGGGCGCGGAGGACCCCGAGCACCCGGCCGCCCCUCGGGGCCGCGGCGCGCUGCGCCUCCAGCGCGACCUCACCAGAGUGGCGGACCGCACAUUGUCCACUGGACUCUCCCGAGCGCGAGCGAGCGGGGACGCCGACGCUGUGCACCGCCUCCAGGAACUCUGCCACCCGAACCAAUGCCAUGAUUGGCUGUGGGCCAUAUCCCCGCACAAGGGACGGAUUAUGACCAGCGAAGAGUUCGCCCUCGCUGUCCGCAUCCGCCUCGGCGCGGGGGGCCCCGAUGAGGAGGUAGUGUGCGCCAACUGCGGUGAGUGCAUCAUUGGCCCGUCUGGCAGCCACGGGCUCCUUUGCGCCAGAGGCCCCUGCAAUGCCGGACAUAAUGCAGUCCGUGACGACGUGUAUGCAUUCGCCAGCGCUGUCGAUAGCAGUACAGAGCUCGAGCCGAUAGGCCUCGUGAGCUCACGCCCAAUGCUCCGCCCUGCGGACGUUCUGACUGGCGUCCCGGAUCCGUCCGGGCGCUUGGCGGCAUUGGAUGUGGGAAUCAUAGCGCCUAUGGCGGCAGGAGCAAGCGACGACUGCGUGGAGACGAUGGUGUGCCGGAAGCAGCGCCGAGCCGAUGGCUUCCGGAGCGAGCUUGAGGACAGCGGAAUCGAGUAUCGGGUCUUGGCUGUGAGCGCCUUCGGCCGCUUCCACGACGAGUUCCCGAGGGUGCUGCAGUCGAUUGCCCGGGCGCACGCGAGGCGGCGGGGCACGGAGGCGCAUGUGGAAUUGCGCCACGUGCAGACUCGGAUCGCCGUCAGCAUCUGGCGCCGCGCAGCCCGCAUGGCGCGCGCGUGCACGCCGCUGGCCGUCGACGAGGACGCGGUCGACGAGCCCGCGGACGCGGCCGUGGCCGAGAGGAGCGACCCGCCAGCCAGCGCGGCCUGGGCCAUGGCGCGCUCCUCGCGGGGUGGCGGCAGCGGCGGCAGGCGCAGCAGGAAGUACUGGAUGUGCAGCUGCGGAGGGUGGAACUGGGACUGGCGCACCACGCGCCUUGGCCGUGGGUGCGCAGCUCCGCCACGGGCCCUGGAAGCAGCUGCCAAGGCCAAGCCCCAGGCUGACAAGGACGGCUGGGUGGACCAGCCGCGCGGGCGCCGUGCCCAACGGCAGGCCCGCAGCGCGGCUACGAGUGCGGCAACCACCAAGUCGCAGACCUCGGCGUCGGGGGCCAGCGGGACGCCCAGCGGCAGCGACGCCACGGCGAUCGAGAGGCUGCAAGUGGCGGUCGAGCAGCUGGAGGCGCUGCAGGCAGGGCCGCCCGACGGGGUCGAUUGCUGCUUCACCGACGUCGUUGCCAGCCAGCUGGAGGCCAAGCGCGCAGAGCUGGCUGAGGCCCAGCGCGCGGCAGCAGUGCAGAAGGCGCCCCCCAUGCCUCUGUCGGCGGUGCUCCACAAGGAGGCGAACGCCAUUAGCAAGGCAGAGAAGCGCCUCCGAGCGGCGUGCCAGGGCCUGGAGCAGAAGCAAGCAGCACGUGGCAUCGCCGAGGCCCAGCUGCAGAAGGCCCAGGAGGAGCUAGCGCAGCUCGGUGCGGAGGUGGAGGAAGCAAGCCGUGCGCUCCAUGCCCUCGAGGAGGAAGCCCGAGUGGAGGCCGCUGCGCAGCUGCGUCAGCGUGCAGCCGAGUGGGCAGGAGCCAGCCAGGUCCCAGGGCCCCUCAUGCAGCUGGACAAGCUGCCCGAGGCGUGGGGCUCCAGCAACUUCGAAGUGGCAUGGGCGGCCAUUCGCUUCCAGGUGGAGGCGGUGCGUGCGCAGCUCGCCGACGCCCCUGCGGCCCCGAGGAGGGCCGAACGUCGAGGCGACGUCGACGGCGAGUGGCCGAAGGUCGCCCAGGCGUGUAAGCGGGAGCUGGCGGCCGAGGCUGAGGACCUGACCCCUCUUGCUGCUCGCCCUGCUGGCCGCGCCGCUGAGACGGCCCGCCUCGGCGGCAAGCGGGCCCUCGCCCUCGGGAGUGCGCAGGCCCCACCAGCGCCAGGCCAAGCCGCGACGGCAGCUCAGGAUGUCCGCUGCGGGCUGGAGGAGGCCCGCCUGACUCCGCACCGCCUGGAAGAGGCCAGAGGAGCAGUGCUGCGCUUGGGCUUUUCGGCGUUCCUCCAUGCGCCGGCGCCCACGGACAAGGAGGGCCCGCUGGCGAACUCAGGGGGCGUGGCGACCCUGGCGCGCAGCGACCUGCAGGCUGCGGAGAGUGUGUGGGCGACGCCGAGUGGCUUGAGGCAUCGCUUAGUUGGGGUCGCGGUCACCGCGGCAUCUGGGCUGCUGGCCCUGGCGUGCUCGCUGUUUCUACAGGGCGCCCUGGGGCCCAAGGGCAUCAACCUCGACUUCUUCGCGGCCUUCGGCGACCUGGUGCUGUCCGAGGGCAGGCCCUGGCUCGCGCAGGGCGGCUUCAACAUUGAGCCUGGCACGCUGCACCAGCUGGGCUGGCCUCGCGUGCAGCGCGGCACGUACCUGGGGCCUGCCGAGGAGGCCUCGGCUCUGGAUGGCCUUGGGCUGUGCCCGCGCAAGCCUGUGUGGCUGCUGCUGCAGGACGUGAGGCCCGACGCCCUGGUGCAGGUACUUGUGCGUCCUGAACGUUCUCCUGGUGUCGACGCUGUUGGGGGCGAUGUGACGCUGCUGGAAUCCUACCAGACACCGCGGUCCGUUUCCGUUGUGGGCCUGGCCACCGAGUCGUUCUGCACCAACGGGACAGGUCUGGCGGGGAGUGCGUGCGCCACCUUUGUGGCCAGGCUGCCUGGGCUGGCAGCCCUCCGCACCGCCUCAGCGGGCGGCAGGCCGCUGGUGGGCGCCCGCAUCGUCGUCGGCGACAUCGCGAUGCAGGCCGUGGGCACGGAGCAGCUGGCGGCUGCACGGCUCGGCCGCGCUGGGCUGAAAGUGACGCGUCGCCUCCGUGUCCAGCACCCUCCCCUCAGUGCUGCCCAGCCGACCCUCCUCGCGUCGCGCCCCAGCCUUGGGCGCCAGCGCGGGGUGUCCAGGAAGUCGCAAGCCUGGCCCUUCCGUCAGUUCUUGCAGGCCAGGAACAUCGGCACGGACGCCGCCAAUGUGAGGAGAGGAGUGCAUGAGGGACGAGUUCGAGCUGCAGGAGCGCUUCGCCGAGCUCGCAGGCAGGACCCGAUCUGCAAGGCUGGGCCCACGGCCAGCAUGGUGUGCGGUCGCUCGGUCACGGGCAACGCGGACGGUGAGCCGCGCAGAUGGAAGCUUGCGGCCUGCCGCAGUGCAGGAGCGCUCCACAUGGGCGCGGAGCGAGGGCUGUGCUUGCGCUGUGCCGAGCUCAGGAGGAGGCGCAACCUGGAGUAUGCAUCCAGAUGA